UAGUUGCAGGUUAUUUCAUAGCUAUUCUGCUUCUUAGCAGAUGCUCGACAACUUUCGCUUCCUUUCUGUCACCGAGGAUCGCGCUGAUGAGAUAUUGCAGUUUCUUCUGAAUCAAUUUGGCCCGAAUGAACCUAUCACAAAAUCCAUACGGGCAACAAAAGACGACGUAAUCGAUUUUUAUCGGGACUUGACAAAAAGUGCGUGUAAAUUCGACAAGUAUUCUACUUUGGUUUAUGACGAGAACAGAUUGGUAGGAAUUUGUCUAUGCUCCCUGUGUUUGCCAGGAUCUGCCGAUGCAUCAUCAUCAACAAAAAUCAAAGAAAAUCAUGAUUAUACGGAAGAGAUUUCCAAUGGUUCCUACAAACAACAUAAAGGAAAUCAAAUAACUGUGUUGGUUCACAUACUCGAAGAGGAACUGAAGAGGUUGCUAUCUAAAAGCAAAUUUAUGGAAUUAGAUAUUUUAUGUAUACAUAAAGAUUAUGCUGGCAGGGGUUUGGGCAAGGAGCUUACUCGACGAGCUACGGAAAUGGCAAGAGCGGAAGGAUGUGAAUACUUAGCGGCUGUGGCAACCGCAGGAGCAUCGCAAGCUAUUUUUAAAAAGUAUGGCUGGAAAACCCUCGUCGAGAUUCCAUACACAGACUAUUGUGAGAAUGGUAAUCCUGUGUUUCAAAACUUACACGAUGGUCAUCAAAGCGCAAAAGCUAUGGCACUGAAGUUGAAUUUAUGAUUGCUAUUGAUUUGUGAUUGCUUGUAAGAAUAAAGAUGUUCAAUUACAUAACGAUAUGAUGUAUCUCUUCUUACUUGAUGUCCUAAAAUCUUCCCAGUUUCUGUUAAUAAUACAUCUUUCUUUACCUUGG
Messenger RNA from Cylicocyclus nassatus, 857 nucleotides. NCBI's taxonomy places the organism in Eukaryota, Metazoa, Nematoda, Chromadorea, Rhabditida, Strongylidae. The record is from the annotation of a GenBank genome assembly.